Gracilinanus agilis (Agile Gracile Mouse Opossum) is the source of this 1094-nucleotide messenger RNA. Its product is annotated as SH3 domain-binding glutamic acid-rich protein-like. The transcript is spliced from 7 exons. Bases 89 to 664 code for a protein of 191 amino acids. The record is from RefSeq and is a predicted model, not a curated record. Gene Ontology annotation, cellular component: cytoplasm. Lineage: Eukaryota; Metazoa; Chordata; Mammalia; Didelphimorphia; Didelphidae.
GCUGCUGCUUCUAUCUGCUCACUUAUUAUUUGUUUAGUGACUUUUAUUUCACUGAGCAUUUUAGAAGGAGAUUCUCCUGAUUGUCAAAAUGGUUAUCAAAGUAUUUGUUGCCACAUCUUCUGGGUCUAUAGCGAUUAGGAAGAAACAGCAAGAAGUAGUGGGCUUUUUGGAAGCCAAUAAAAUUGACUUUAAGGAAUUUGAUAUUGCUGGUGAUGAAGACAACAGGAGAUGGAUGAGAGAGAAUGUACCUGGAGAGAAAAAACCACAAAAUGGAAUUCCUCUUCCUCCACAGAUCUUUAAUGAGGAGCAGUAUUGUGGGGAUUUUGAAUCUUUCUUCUCUGCAAAAGAAGAAAAUAUUAUAUAUUCAUUCCUUGGCUUGGCACCUCCUCCAGGUUCGAAGGUGCCAGAAACAACUGAGGAAACAUCAUCUCUCCCGAAUGGUGAACUUGUAGGAGGGAAACAGAGUACCAUGGAAGGAAUCGACAAUGCUGAAAUAAGUGGAAAAAAUGAGGUGCAAAAAGAAGACAAUGAAGAUGCAGACAGUCCUCCUGAAUCAGAAGUAAAACAGGAGGAGACCACAGAAGAGGAAGAAAAAGAGGAAGCAGAAGAAGAAGAAAAAGAAGAGGAAGAAAAGGAGGAAGCAGAAGAGGAAGAAGAUUCUUAGUUUUUUCCACAUUUAAUUUCUACAAGUUUCUCAGGAAGUGAAGUACAAGCCAUGCCACAAUAUUUCAUCAAUCUUGCCUCAGCAAAAUGAGAUGGCCUGAGGUUUAGACACAUUUCUUAGCAUAUCAGCACGACACUGAGGAGUUGCUGUGCUAUUUAUGUGGGUAGAUGUAUAUUGUCUAUAUCUAUUUGAAAAGAAAUGUGGAUAUAUACACAAAUUUAUUUUUGGUUCAAAUAGAUAUGUUUGCUUUGAAAAGCACAUUUUAAUUAUUCCUGGAAAAAUUAUUCCUAGCUAUGGAACUAGCUCAAAUUCAGCCCAAGAGAUUCCAAGGAUGCUCCCUGUAAUGUGCUUUAUGCUGCUUCUGUCAGAACAAUUUUGAAUGUGUUGCAGUGUAUAAUGGUCUAAAUAAAAGCCGUUAAUGUAAAAUCAU